Messenger RNA from Saccharomyces paradoxus, 537 nucleotides. RefSeq names its product Mg-dependent acid phosphatase. The transcript has a single exon. Lineage: Eukaryota; Fungi; Ascomycota; Saccharomycetes; Saccharomycetales; Saccharomycetaceae. The coding region runs from base 1 to 537 and encodes 178 amino acids. Gene Ontology annotation, molecular function: acid phosphatase activity. The record is from RefSeq and is a predicted model, not a curated record.
AUGACUGGAUACCCUGACGUAGCCGCCUUUGAUUUGGAUUACACAGUUUGGCCCUGCUAUUGCGACACUCAUUUGCACGGUCCCUUUAAGCCAGUGAAAAGUAGAAAUGGCGAAGUUCUCACAAUUAUAUGCAGAGAUGGUUACGAGCUCACAAUCUACAAAGAUAUUCCACGUAUAUUAAGUGAUUUGAAGGAUAAUGAAGUCAAGCUAAUGACCGCAUCACGAACAUGGGCCCCUGAAAUUGCCCAGGAAAUACUGAAAAUAUUCAAAGUUAAGUAUGGUGGUGUCUUAACUCCGUUGGCCAACCUCUUCGAUGAAUUUCAAUGGGGAGAAAGAAGUAAAAUUGGUCAUUUGAGGGACGGUUUGAAAGAUCUUUAUAACACCAGUGAUUUGAGGUCCAAAAAGAUUUGCUUAUUCGAUGAUGAAAGUAGAAACAAAGAAGUGGAGGAAUACGGCGUCAAAUUUGUUUAUGUAAGAGACCCAGAAAAUGGCCCGUCUUGGAAACUUUAUCAAGAUUACCUGAGUGGAAAGAUUUGA